Messenger RNA from Macrobrachium nipponense, 3156 nucleotides. RefSeq lists its product as uncharacterized. The transcript has 3 exons. The record is from RefSeq and is a predicted model, not a curated record. NCBI's taxonomy places the organism in Eukaryota, Metazoa, Arthropoda, Malacostraca, Decapoda, Palaemonidae. The coding region runs from base 160 to 3027 and encodes 955 amino acids.
AAAGAAUUUGCUUUGAAACGGCCACAAAUUAUUUGGCAACUAUUAGUAAAGAAGAAGUUGUCAUGGAAACAUGUCAACAAAAACAAAACCCUUCAAACUUCAAAUUUCCUCGUUGAAUUAAUGUGCUUAUCCAGUAGAGAGUGAAAUCCGGUGGGAAAAAUGACCAAAUGUUCCUUAAUUGUUGAUAUUAUCAUUGGAGAACUUACAGUAGUGGAGUCUUCAGCUGUUGUCCGUCACGUUAAGAAUCCAUUAUGCCCUAUUGUUGCAGUCCAGAUAUCAAAAGGGCCAUUAUUGUAUAUUCCCUUUCUUACACCUGAAAGCAUCACGAGCCAUCUCCAGUAUAUCAGCAGUGGACAUCAGUUUCUACCUCUGGAAGUGGAAGAGAGUUACCUCAAUGGUGGUAAAUUCAUCUUCCACAGAGGAAAAUCAUGUUUGUAUACAGUGCCACAGGAAUCCUUGCAAAAGGGUAACUGUAAUAAUCAAGAUUCCAGUUUCAAUGAUAGAGUUGUUUUAUCACAAAAUGUUGUGGUUAUUGUUAUGAAUGCAUUAAUGUAUCCACCUGCCUUCUUUGGAAAAUGUACUUUACAGUUACAGCCUCAUGGAGAAAUAGAUGGACACAUGGCAGGGAAAGUAGAAUUAAGAAAUCACAUUGGAAACUUGGUAGGGUAUAUGUCUAUGUCUGUCUCUCUUCGAUAUUUAGGAGAGGAUGUAGUACUUCAUUCAGUGAGACAUAAUGACGCUACAGAUCAAGAUUUAUUAAAUACAAAUCUUGAUAAUUUUGUCUCUGUUGGCAAGGAAAAUAUAAGUCCUACUAGGGAGGAAAAAUGUUUUAAUGAAAAUUUCAAGUCUGCAAAGCACAUAGAUGUGAUGACAGAUGAAAACCCUAAUAAAUUUUUUGGCCGUAAUGCAUAUGGACUUGAGCACUCCUUUAAGUGUUCAAGACCCUUAGAUAGUAAAGAAAUGGUUGUACAACGUGAAUCAUCAGAAGAAAUUGCACUGAGAAUAGCUGCAUUAGUGAGAAGUGAAGCAUCUCCAGAAGAACAAGUAAAUGCAGAGAAUACAAAUGUUGCUUCUUGUAGAAAAUCAGAUAUCUGCAUUCAGCCUGAUCCCAUUUUAUAUUUUGGUCAUGAUUCUGAAAGUGAAAAAAUGUGGAAUGAAAAAAUGACAGACUUUGGAGGAUUUUUUGAAGUUGUAGGUAAUUUUGAUCAUUGUUUCAAAGAUCUGGAACAAGAAUCUAACUCAUACUCAGGCAGUGUUGAGUCAUACAGGAGUGAAACUUCCUUGCAGACAUCAGUAGAGUCUGGGUCAAAGGAUAAAGGGAAAAACAAUGAUAAACUAUCUAGUAUUUCGGGAUCUGUCAAUAAAAGUAGUUAUAAGAAUCCAGAGAGAAAAAUUGAUAAUAAAUGUCAAGCUCUAAAAAUGCCCAAAGGCUGGCUACGUUCAACGCCUGUUGCUUCAUGUAACAUGCAAAAUAAAGCUGUUUACCCUAGACUAACCCGAACAUCGUUGCUUCGCAGGGCAAAAUUAGAUCCUCAGUUAGCACAUCAGCUUCAUGCUGAAGUUAGAUACCAAGUUAAGCAGAAGCUACAGUCAUUAGAGAAAAAUUUUAAAGAUGAAUUGACUGAUAUCAAGAAAAGAAAAUUAUUGAAAAACAAAGGUUCUCUUUUGGUUUCAGUUGGCUGUCAGGCAAGUAGUGGCUCCAGUGAAAAAAUUACUCCUCAUUAUUAUGAUUAUCAUAAAGACUUUGCUCAGCAAACUGUAGUGCAUGAAACUUCAAAUCAGUUUACACAGAUAAAUAAAGAGAUACUGAAGAAAACUGAUUCAGGAGAAAAUGUAAAGGGAGGAAAAUACAGUAAAAUAGAAAAAGAUAGAACUUUUGACAUUUCUGAUUAUAAUCAUAGUCGUCUUACUGAAUAUGAUGAUGAUUUUGAAAUAUCAACCAUCUCCAAACCUGAUCCAGACUCUGUGACAGAGUUUCCAGUACUAUAUCAAGAGAGUUCAGAAACUGGUGAGUUGUCAAGGAGUGUAUCAAGUAAAGAACUGUCACAUCCAUCGAUCUCUAAGGGUGAACCAAAAAAACACGUUAAAGAGGGAAAAGGAACAAACACAAUGCGGGACAUUAAGAUGAAAGUCUCUAACAGCAAAGAAAGUAGUUCAGUGAAAAGUUCUGUUAAAAGUGACAGCGAGUUUCUGGAUGCAAAGAAUCAGGAAUUGGUAUCUAAUAGUAUGGGUUCCCAAAAAAUUGCUGGCAUAAUUGAGAAAAAAUUGAUUAAAAAAGAAACAUCUUCAAGCCAAGGAAGCAUUUCUGAAAUUGAUAUUCCUGACAGGAGUGAAUCUGACGUUCAUUCUUCAAUUGCAACCUUGUCACCAGAAGCCUCAGAAGUUAGUGAGGCAUCCAAUCUUUCAAAAGAAGUAUAUCAAGAAAUAAUGAAAGGCAGGAAAGCAGAUGUUCUUUUGAGAAAUGGUAGCCAAGGAUUUGAAAAGAAGUGUGAAAUGUCCUCUGCUGAAGAGGCUGUUAGUAGUGCUAUUUCUUCUAUUUCUGUGGGGAAAAAUUUACACUUGAGUGCAUCUGAUGAUGUAAAGAAUGUGAAAGCAAGGUUUGUUAUGACUGGGGAAACAUUUAGCAUUGGGGAAAUAAUUAACUCAGACAAUGAUCUCUGUGAUUCACCAAAGGAAGAUGUUGACACUUCAAAAGAUUUAUUAAAAGCUAAGCACAUAAAGAAUCUUUAUAAAGAAAGGAAAAUAAGGGAAUUACAUAAAACCUACACAAAAUCAGAACCUUCAGUUUUAGAGAAGCCAAGUGAAGUUCUAAGCAGCCCCAGAAAUCUACCCCAUUCAAGUGUCUCAGUUUCAGCAAAGGAUGUGGACGAUGAAGACAGCAGCACUGUCAGCAAUAUUAGUGCUAGAAUUGCAGCUCUUCUGAUGCCUAAACAACUGGAAGUUGCAGCACUUCAUACAGAUUCUAUAAGCUCUUAUAUGCCUUCCAAUGUUAGUGAUACAUUAUCAAGUUUGUCAGAUUUAGAAUGAUCCUAUGUGAAAGUCAGUCAUGUAAUUUAUGUUAAUAAAAAUAAUGUUAGAUUAUUUAUGAUGAUCUUGCCAUAUACUCAUGUUUAUGUCUACCUUGUAUAGUAAUUGGUAAUAAAUUACUUCAUCUUG